AUGGUCGCUGAAGUUCAAAAACCAGCUCCAGCUUUCAAGAAGACCGCAGUCGUCGACGGUAUCUUUGAAGAAGUCUCACUAGAACAAUAUAAGGGUAAAUAUGUCAUCUUGGCUUUCGUUCCAAUGGCUUUCACUUUCGUUUGCCCUACAGAAAUUGUCGCAUUUUCAGACGCCGUUGAGAGAUUUAGAAGCUUGGGUGUCGAAAUCCUAUUUGCAUCUACUGAUUCUGAAUAUACACUAUUGGCCUGGACAAAUGUCGCUAGAAAAGAUGGUGGUUUGGGUCCAGUCAACAUUCCACUACUCGCUGACACUAACCACUCUUUAUCAAGAGAUUACGGUGUCUUACUUGAAGAUGAAGGUGUUGCUUUGAGAGGUUUAUUCGUCAUCGAUCCAAAGGGAAUCGUCAGACACAUCACUAUUAAUGAUUUACCAGUAGGCAGAAACGUUGAAGAGGCAUUGAGAGUCGUUGAAGGUUUCCAAUGGACCGACAAACACGGUACCGUUUUACCAUGUAACUGGACUCCAGGGUCUGCUACUAUUAAACCAAGUGUAAAUGACUCUAAGGAAUAUUUCCAAGAAGCUAAUAAAGAUAAAUGA
Molecule: messenger RNA, 597 nt
Organism: Kazachstania africana CBS 2517
Lineage: Eukaryota; Fungi; Ascomycota; Saccharomycetes; Saccharomycetales; Saccharomycetaceae
Gene: TSA2
Product: thioredoxin peroxidase TSA2
Exons: 1
Coding region: 1-597 (198 amino acids)
Biological process (GO): cell redox homeostasis; response to oxidative stress; cellular response to stress
Cellular component (GO): cytosol
Molecular function (GO): thioredoxin peroxidase activity
Source: RefSeq, a predicted model, not a curated record